Messenger RNA from Pneumocystis jirovecii RU7, 840 nucleotides. RefSeq lists its product as uncharacterized. Gene Ontology annotation, biological process: membrane organization; endoplasmic reticulum tubular network organization. The transcript is spliced from 5 exons. The record is from RefSeq and is a predicted model, not a curated record. Gene Ontology annotation, cellular component: membrane; endoplasmic reticulum. NCBI's taxonomy places the organism in Eukaryota, Fungi, Ascomycota, Pneumocystomycetes, Pneumocystales, Pneumocystaceae. Bases 1 to 840 code for a protein of 279 amino acids.
AUGUCAUCUCAAAAUUAUACUCAACAUUCUUUGUCUCAUCGUAUUCAAUUUUUAGUUAAGCAUCCGCAAUUCGUAUGGUUUAUUGGUCAUACAGUUCUUUUAUUAUUUUCUAUUCGUUAUCUUCUUUCUUAUAUCACUUUUUCAUCAGUUCAUCAUCUUUUUUGUUAUCGUACAGCUUUUAUGGGUGCUAUUUUGACUUAUGGUAUUGUGGUUUAUAAAACAUAUGCAAGAAUAUCUAGUCAGGGAAAAAUAGAUUUUAGUAUUUUGAUGCGUAUAUGGAUGGAUGAAAAUGUUCAAUAUCUUUUUCUUGCGAUAAUGUGGUUUGUAUCAAGGCCGAUUGCAGUCAGUUUGAUUCCAUAUACGAUUUUUUCACUUUUUCACUUUCUUACUUAUUUUCGUUCGAAUAUAUUACCUACUUUAAAUCCCAAUGCACUUAAAUCCGAUGAAAAAUCUCUAGAAGCUUCAGUCUGUAGACAUAUUCAGCAUCUUGUUAAAAUUUAUUAUGAAUCAGCUAUGAAACUUGUAUCUAAGGUGGAAGUCAUAUUGAUAGGAACACGUGUCUUAAUUGGGGCAUUUGCGUUUCAAAAUUCAUUUACUAUUCUUAUGUUUUAUGCUUUUUUUAUACGUUAUCGUUAUUUUACAUCAACAUAUACUAGACAAACAUUUUUGUAUAUCACUAUCCAUAUUGAUCAUCUAAUAGCAGACAGCCGGGUCCCUGCAUCAGUACGUAGUAUAUGGAUGACUGUAAAACGGCUGCUCAGAGAUUAUGCUGCAAAACCUAUUAUAAAUAAUUCAUCUCAAGUAUUCAACGGCAAAGAAGCUUUUAAUAAACAACAAUAA